Molecule: messenger RNA, 2248 nt
Organism: Suillus fuscotomentosus
Lineage: Eukaryota; Fungi; Basidiomycota; Agaricomycetes; Boletales; Suillaceae
Product: ferric reductase like transmembrane component-domain-containing protein
Exons: 8
Coding region: 335-2098 (587 amino acids)
Biological process (GO): iron ion transport; copper ion import; intracellular iron ion homeostasis
Cellular component (GO): plasma membrane
Molecular function (GO): ferric-chelate reductase activity
Source: RefSeq, a predicted model, not a curated record
GGUACUUUGAUCACCGCGUCAACACAGUGUUUCACAAACUAGGCCAAGAUGGGCCUAAGGCGUGAUCACAGGAAGUACCUUACGAGUCGCGAUGCACACCCGUUGAUGCUGACCACACGGACUGACAUUACCCGGCCAGGCCCAUCGCAACAGGAUUGCAAUUUUUUUGCAUUGUAAUGUCGCCCAUUUCUAUAUCAGAAAAUUCAUUGUCACAGAGCGCUAGAUUGGAUCAUCAUGAUAUAUAGUGGGCUUCUGGAAGUCCCCAAUUAUUGUACCUUCAAGCCCGCAGGAUUCCUAGUACCUACCAUUCCUUUCUCAGCACCUUCUUGUUAACAUGGGCCUGGACGAUAACCUGGUUUAUCACGCCGACAUUUUAAUUUUUGGUAUUAUCCUCAUAUUCACCCUUGCCAGUCUCCCCCGAGCGUAUGCUCGUCUCAGCCGCAGGUCGGAAUGGUCUCAAGGUCACUUCCUUCGUUCAAUAAAACCUCUCCCUGCUACCACGCCAAGGUUCAACCCCACGCGCACCCCUUUAGCCCCCGUUGAACCUGAGUCCUUUGUGGAUCUUGACCACGGGAACUCUUCGACUGCCUGCUCCCCAUUACCGUCUGAACACCAAAACAGUCUAACACAUGUCGUUAAUGAGAAAGCCCUGCCAAAACACCCAAACCAUGGCCCUGCUGUAUCAUCUAUCUGGCACCACGUGGCAUUUGUGUUGGACUACCGUGUUCACGAAAACUACUCCGUUAACCAAGUUCUCCUGAUAAUGGUGUACAUCAUUAUUAUAUUCUACGUGUCUUUCUACCAGUCAGACCCAUUUACGGACCCUCACCGAGCCGGAUUUGUUAUUGCUUCUCAAAUUCCUUUCGUAUAUGCAUUAGCCACCAAGAACAACAUCAUUGGCAUGAUGGUGGGCGUUGGAUAUGAAAAGUUGAACUUUCUUCACCGCUUGGUCGGUAAAGUGAUGGUCAUCGGUGCAAACGUCCACUUCAUCGGCUAUGUCUAUAAAUGGAGCCUCGCCGGCGACAUCUAUAGUAAGCUUGCCGAGGAUUAUGUUCGCUGGGGGAUCGUCGCGUUGGUAUGUUUAGACAUCCUGGGAUUCUGCUCCACCGACUACGUCCGGUCAAAAUCAUACAACCUGUUCAUCACAUCGCAUGUCGUGAGCCUCAUCAUCUUCUUAUUCGCUGCAUGCUACCACGAGCCUACCUGUGUUCCCUACGUGGCUGCUGCAUGUGUAUUUUAUAUACUAGAUCACGUCGUUCGCGCCAUCAAGACCCGCAUCACUACGGCUAAGCUGCAACCUCUGCCAGAGCUUGGAAUCACCCGAGUUGAGGUGCCUUCAAUCAAUGCAGGCUGGCGUGCAGGGCAGCACGUCCGCCUACGUGUGCUGUCUUCAUCUAUGGGAUGGUGGGGAUGGUCUGAAGUACACCCUUUCACCAUCGCAAAUGUGGCAGAAACAUCGGAAGGAAUGGUUCUUAUGUGCAAGAAGACUGGCCACUGGACAGGCAGUCUUUUCAGUAUGGCUCAAACGGCCUCUUAUGGUGAAACCGGCAAGGAAGUCGGCCGUGAUGUUAGAGUGAUGGUGGAGGGCCCCUAUGGUGGCGUGGGACAUACUGUGAUGUCGAGCUAUUCCGGUGCGGUGUUUACUGUUGGCGGGAGCGGCAUCUCCUUUGCGUUAUCGGCAGUGCCGGAUCUGAUCCAGGCAGCCACGGGCGUGAAAGUCAUUGAUAUCAUUUGGUCCGUCCAAGACCCUUCAUCCCUCACCCCUCUACUCCCCCUCCUUACGAACCUCGUACAACAAAACUCUUCUACUCGCGUAAAUGUGCACGUAUACUACACCCGCGCAAUUAGCACGUCAUUUCAUAGGACGUACCUCCCGCAAGGUAUCACCAUCCUGCCUGGCCGUCCCAAACUCGGGAAACUACUCGAUCAAGCGAUCACGAACACGAUAUCAGCUGGGGGCUCUAAUGGUGUGUUCGUAGGCGUCUGUGGCCCUAUAUCGCUGGCGAAUUCCAUGGCGCGUGUGGUGCGAUACUCUGACGUUCGUUUGUGCACGGCUGUGGGUGGAGUUAAGCUCCACGAAGAAACCUUUGGGUGGUAGAUCGGAUGUAUUUUGCGGUGUAGCCCGUUGACAGGCUAUGCAACACUCAUUUGUUGUAUUGUUAUGGGUUUUUUAUUCAUUAUCGAUUGGGUAUGAGCUCUACUUGUAGAUGUUGGAGCUCAAUUUAUUGGCUGGUCCAUGGUGAAUCAA